CGAACCGAUGCCGGUUCCCAGCCCGGUUUAGUCGAACUCUGAUGUAAAAGGUCACAGUUCGGAGCGGUUCGGAUGAAUGUUGGGCUUUACUCGGUGGGUCGGUUAGGUCCAGAUAGGUUCUGGUUCUGCUGUGGUUCGGUUCAAAGAAACAAUGUUUAAUGGGUUCUACGUCCUGUUGCUACGUCACUGAUCAAAGGUCCAACAGGUCAGAGUCCGAACUGGACUGGACCGGACCAGUCUGGGUUCGACCAAGGUCAGACAGGGUGUAACAGGUGCAGAUGCCCCGCCCACUCCCACACCUUCCAUCAAGCAGCGGCCGGCGGCAGGAACACGGACUACGCCUUCGAGAUGGCCAGCUCCAACAUCCGCUACGGAGUCGGGGUCAGCGCUGAGGUCGGCAUGGUAACCACCUUCUUCAUCAUUAUCAUCAUCACAGCAAGCCAAGGACGGGACAGACCAGAACCAGAACCAGAACCAGGAGGCGCUGCAGCUAACAGGAACAGAUCUGUUAAUUAAAAAACUUUCAAUUUUUUUAUCUUAGAUUUAAAAAACAUCAAAUAAAAUCAAACUAAAUGUGAAAUAAAGAAUCUCAAUGGAGCUGCAGAUUUUUGAUUUCCUUCACUAAGGAAGUCCGGUCAGAACCAGAACCAGGUCAAUACUGGGUUUACCCCCCAGGCGUCGGUCUCACCUGGGAUCCACCUCCAGGUUUCACAUGUCAGUCCGUUUGCAGGACCUCCAGAACCUGGGAGCCCAGAACGUGUGUCUGAUGACGGACCGGACCCUGACCCGCCUGCCGCCCGUUCAGGCCGUCCUGGAGUCCCUGGUGAGGAACCGGAUCCGUUUCCAGGUGUUUGACGACGUCCGGGUCGAGCCCAGCGACUCCAGUUUUAAAGAAGCAAUCUCAUUUGCGAAGAAGGACUCGUUCGACGUGUUUGUGGCGGUGGGCGGCGGCUCCGUCAUCGACACCUGUAAAGCCGCCAACCUGUACUCCUGCCAUCCUGACGCCGACUUCCUGGACUUUGUCAACGCUCCGAUAGGGAAAGGCAGGCCGGUAACCAGAGCCCUGAAGCCGCUCAUCGCAGUUCCAACCACCGCAGGCACCGGCAGCGAGACCACCGGGGUUGCCAUCUUCGACUACGAGCCUCUGAAGGCCAAAACAGGUAUCGCCAGCAGAGCGCUCCGGCCCACGCUGGGCAUCGUGGACCCACUGCACACUCUGAGUAUGCCCGAACGAGUCGCCGCCAACAGCGGCUUCGACGUGCUGUGCCACGCUCUGGAGUCCUACACCGCCCUGCCCUACAGCCAGAGGGCGCCCUGCCCCACCAACCCCAUCAACCGGCCCGCCUACCAGGGCAGCAACCCCAUCAGCGACGUCUGGUCCCGCCACGCCCUCAGUGUGGUCUCCAAGUACAUGAAGCGGGCGGUGCGGGACUCGGAGGACUUGGAGGCUCGCUCCAGCAUGCACCUGGCCAGUGUGUUUGCUGGGAUCGGCUUCGGGAACGCCGGAGUCCAUCUGUGCCAUGGGAUGUCCUACCCCAUCGCUGGGAAUGUGAAGACUCACACAGCCAGGGGCUACAGCGUGGAGCACCCCCUGGUGCCUCAUGGACUCUCUGUCGUUCUAACGGCGCCGGCCGUCUUCAGCUUCACUGCACCCAUGUGCCCAGAGCGCCACCUGGAGGCCGCUGAGAUCCUGGGUGCAGACGUGCGGCAGGUGAAGCGUGCCGACGCCGGUGCCGUUCUGGCCGACACGCUGCGCCACUUCCUGUUUGACCUUCAGGUGGAGGACGGACUCGGCGCCGUCGGAUACGAUAAGGACGACAUACCGGCUCUGGUGAAAGGAACGCUGCCUCAGGAACGCGUGACCAAACUGUCUCCGCGGGCGCACACCGAGGAGGACCUGAGCCGCCUGUUUGAGACCUCCAUGAAGCUGUAUUGAGCCACCUGCAGCCACCAGGGGGCUCCACCUUCAGCCUGCUGUUAAUUAAUCAGCAUUUGACCGGGUCAGAACCGGGUCAGAACCGGCCUCUAAUGAAUUGUGAUUUAAAUUUUCAUGGAAAACAGAUCCAGAACCUGAAGUUCUGAAGGAAUCAAGUGAUGAUGUUGGAUCAGAACCGGGUCGGAUCAGGACCGGUCUCUAUUGAAUCAUGUUUUAAAUCUUCAGUGAUUUAAAAACAGAACCUGAGGUUCUGACAGAAUCAUGUAUGGACCGGGUCGGAUCAGAACCGGCUGGUUUUGUGAUAUAAAUUUUUGUUUUUGUUUUAGAACUUAGACUUUUAUUAUUUUUACAGAGCAAUGAUACAACCAGGCAUUAAUAGUACAUAACACAAAUGUUGACAAUAUGAAAUUUCCAUAAAAUAAACAUCUUAGUCACAAUUGUAGGUUCAUCAUCAUACAACCCCAAAAUAAGGAAACACUUUGGGAGGGAUAGCUAAACAUCAUAUGUCAGGAGACAAACGUGUUGAGUUUAUUUACAUCCACAGAGCCUCUGCUGGCCCCCAGCGCAGGAUAAAAGUGUUUUUUUGAAGUCUUAAUGAGUAGGUUAUGUUUUCCAUUUUAUACAGUUCCCUUACUUUUUGAACCCAUGAGUCGUAGGAAAGAGGCUCCAGCUGCAUCCACCUGAUUGUGAUGCAUUUCAGGGCAGCUGUAAAAAGGACAUUUAACAGAAAUGCUUUGGCUCGUCCUUACAAACCAUCUGGUAUAAUCCCAAGUAGCGCAACUGCAACAUCCUUUGGUGUAACUCCUGGGAAGAUAUGAUUUAUAGCUCUGUACACCUCAUCCUAAAGUUUGGAAGUUUGGGGCAUGACCAAAAAAUAUGUGUAUGAUUGGGGGACCGCUGAUUUUAACUUUUUGAUAAGAAUAAAAUUGUCUGAAUCUG
This is a messenger RNA of Gambusia affinis (western mosquitofish), 2875 nucleotides long. RefSeq names its product alcohol dehydrogenase iron containing 1 (gene adhfe1). Gene Ontology annotation, cellular component: mitochondrion. The record is from RefSeq and is a predicted model, not a curated record. Bases 713 to 1936 code for a protein of 407 amino acids. Gene Ontology annotation, molecular function: metal ion binding; alcohol dehydrogenase (NAD+) activity. The transcript has 13 exons. Lineage: Eukaryota; Metazoa; Chordata; Actinopteri; Cyprinodontiformes; Poeciliidae.